AUGAAAAAAUUGGUUAACAGUGUCUUUAACCUAAACCCACCCAAAGUAGAACCUGCAGAAGUCGACAAUAAAACGACUUCCGUAUCACAUAGUGUAGUAAAACCCGUAGCCAGCCACAAGACACAAGACCGAAACGAUGAAGUCUACGUGGAAAACUGGGUCGUUAUUCCGCCUGAUGGUGGAUGGGGAUGGGUAGUGGUUUUUAGUUCGUUUAUGUGCAACUUUGUUACGGAUGGUUGUAUGUACUCUUUUGGCAUGUUUCUGGAGGAAAUCGGUGAGGAACUAAAAGCAACUCCAAAUUAUGUGGCGAUAGCCAAUUCCAUCAUGAGUGGGUUUUACUUUCUUCUUGGUCCCGUAACUUGUGCUCUUAUGAACCGAUUUGGCUUUCGCACUAUUGGAAUCACAGGAAGUAUUAUAUCAAGCAUUGCUUUAUUUGCGUCAUCAUUAUUAACUCAUAUAACUCCAUUUUUGUUGGUGCUUGGAAUUCUUGGAGGAAUUGGCUUCAAUAUGAUCUUUACCCCGUCAUUUGUAGUAGUGGGAUUCUAUUUUGAAAGAUGGCGUGCUUUGGCCACAUCAAUUGCAGUUUGUGGUUCUUCAAUUGGCAUGGUAGUAUUUCCCUUUGUAGCCACCAAGUUACUUGGCAGUUUAACUUGGAGAAGUAAAUUUCAAAUAAUCGGAGCUUCAUUAUUUUGCUGUUCAUUUCUGUGUAUAACAUUUAAACCAUUAAAACCAACAAACAUCUAUAUCUCUGAAGAAAAAAGAGUACAGUUUAUUAAAGAAAUCGACUCUAUAGGUUCGUUUCACAUAGAAAAUGAAGGCGAAAAAAAUAAGAACUUUUUUAAAAGAUUCCAUAGCAUUUUAUUUCCCUCAAAACAAGAUGUUACUUCUUCCAUGAUUUCCUCUUUAGACAAGAAAGCUUCCGUUGAUAAUUCUUACCUAAUAGGUGCAACAGGCACUAGUGCAUCAAGUGUAGCUGAUAAAAGUGGUCUAAAAUCCAUAAAUUCUGAUAGAUUGUUUACAGUUCCCGAAGAAGAUGAGCAAGAAAUCAAUCACAAUUUAUGUUGCUAUAGAACAAAAGUCAAGUGUUUUGAAUGCUGUGAGAAAUUAAGUUGUGCCAGAAGAACCACUGAAAAUAGACCUAUGUAUAGAGAAGACAUUUUUUAUACUGGAUCUCUGUAUACUGUUCCUGAAUACUCCAGAUCCAUUAUGGCAGGACCAUCUACUAAGAAAUCAGCCAUUGAAUAUCACGUGUCUGUAACAAAAGUAGCUACUCAGCAAGAUUUAGAAAGAAAGUAUCUAAAAUGUUUGCCAGUUAGUGUUAUGACCCCAUUACGAAAAAUGCUAGAUUUUGGCCUUUUUAAAAAUGUUGCAUUUAUCCUUAUACUUCUUAGUGGUAUGUUCUCGUUGCUAGGAUGCUACACACCUUUUGUAUUUAGCGAAUUACGAGCAUCAGAAAAUGGAGUGCCAGCAUCCAUGACCUACUUGGUUUUAUCAGUUGUUGGAGUAUCUAAUACUUUUGGAAGAAUUACGUGUGGAAUAAUAUCCUCAUUUCCAAAAAUAAAUGCUUUAACAGUGACUUAUGUAUGCACGAUAUUUUGUGGAUUGGUUACUAUAGCAUCAAAUUAUUUUUACUCAUUUGAAUGGCAGAUUGUUUAUUCAGUGUUCUUUGGAUUCAGCAUAGCGUGUUUAUCUGCCUUAAAAUCAGUGAUAUUAGUGGAUCUCCUUGGUUUAGAAAAACUUACAAAUGCAUUUGGUUUACUUCUAUUGUUUCAAGGAGUUGCCUCUUUUAUAGGAGUUCCCACAUCUGGAGCCUUAAAGAACUAUACUGGAAGUUACAAGGCCAGUUUCUUAUUUGCUGGUUGUAGUAUUUGCUUAAGUGGACUUUUAUUGAUACCAAUAACUUUUUUAAAAACGAAAAGGGAUCAAGUAAUCGAAGAAAAUAAAGACGAACAAGAUAAAGACGCACAAGAUGAACUACAUAAAAUAGAUUUGCCGGUAAAUGUUCAGUCUUUGGUAGCUGAUUUAAGUGAUGCAGCAAGCGUUCAGCCAACAGUUCCAAUAAUACUUGAGGAUAACAUUAAAAAUAAUAAAAAGCAAUAA
Molecule: messenger RNA, 2100 nt
Organism: Brassicogethes aeneus
Lineage: Eukaryota; Metazoa; Arthropoda; Insecta; Coleoptera; Nitidulidae
Source: the annotation of a GenBank genome assembly